CUGCUCCUGCUAUGUUUCUUUGUCGUUUACAAGAAUCAAUAGAAAGACCAGGUAGAAGGAAACAACCCGUUGAAUUCCUUUGCACCAAAGUCAAAACUUGGAACCAUUCUAUCUAGAAACCAACCAUAUACAGUAUUCAUGGAAGAUUCAUGUAUGCGUGUCUCACGGUUUGCUUCUCAUAUUUGAACACUAUCAAUGAAAAAGUAGUAUCAUUAGUAAUUCACAACUAAAAGCUUCAAAGGAAGAAUAUUAUACAAACAAGAGGAUCAAUGGAAUGUUCUGUUCCUUUUAACAACAAGAAUUUGGAUGUAAGCUUCUUUGUUUUCAAGCCAACUGUUGUAAUCGUAGAUGAUCUUGUUCAUGGUCUCAAACAGUUCUCCUUAACCACUCAGAGCCUUGGUUGUGUUCAAAGCUCUAUAUUUAGGAGCAUCCAUGGAAAUAUGAUCAUAUGGUAUGGAGCUUGGCAGAAGCAGUCAAGUAAGGAAAAGGAGCUUCUUACCUCAACUCUUAUAUCAAUGCUGACCAACUUAUCAAGCAUGUCAGUGUUAGUUGAACAUAGUUUUCUUGAAGCAUACGCUGGAGAUUCAAGAGAUGGCACCCCUGCUGCAAAAUUCUCUACUGGGGAUAUAAUAUCCAUGAACACAGCAGUUUCUACUAGUAGUGACCUUAAUGAUUUCUGCUACGCCGUCCUAGCAAUUUUCAGGUCUCGUUUUGCCAAGAUAGAAGGCAUAACUUCAGGCAUAUGCUUGAAAGCACAAAGCAUGCCCAGAGUGGUAUGCAUCCAUGUAUGGAAGUCUCUCCAUUUUUGUUACUCGUGGAUCCUCCGCUCGGACCAGAGAAAAUGGAUGAUGCCCUAUCUUGAACGCUUCUCUGUGGAAAUGAAGUAUGAUAUUUUCCGAGUAGUCUAUGUUAGUAGUGAUGAUGAAGUUGACCUUAACUACAUUUCUCCUCAUCAGAUGUUAGGAAAUGGGGAAGAGAGCAGACAAGGGCAGGUUAUGCAGAACUGAUAUUCCUGUGAAAGAUUUGAAGUUUUGAACCAUAAAUGUUCUUUACCUUUUCUUGUAAAUGUUGUAAAUUCCUUUUUCAAAAUCAAUGUAAGGAUUAGAGAUCAAUGGAAGAAUAACAAUUGAAUUCUCUUUUUUCA
Messenger RNA from Lotus japonicus, 1144 nucleotides. RefSeq lists its product as uncharacterized. The transcript has 3 exons. The record is from RefSeq and is a predicted model, not a curated record. Bases 270 to 1007 code for a protein of 245 amino acids. NCBI's taxonomy places the organism in Eukaryota, Viridiplantae, Streptophyta, Magnoliopsida, Fabales, Fabaceae.